Messenger RNA from Penicillium digitatum Pd1, 4503 nucleotides. The record is from RefSeq and is a predicted model, not a curated record. NCBI's taxonomy places the organism in Eukaryota, Fungi, Ascomycota, Eurotiomycetes, Eurotiales, Aspergillaceae.
AUGGCUCCUCAAUCGGCGAAGCGGAGUUCCGCCAAAGACGAUGAUUUCGUAUUCACACUCUCCGACGACGAGAACGAAUCUCGAUUCGAAGAAGAAGAUGACGACAACGAUAUGGAAGGUGAAAAUGAGCCAGUAGCAGAUAACAAAAAGCGCAAACGCGAGGUCGAAGUCGUUAAGCCCAAGAACAAGAAGCAAAAGCAGCUGGAAAAGCAGCAAUUGAAAAACGCCAAGAAGAACAAGAAGAAUGCCGAGCCCGCACCCGAGCCCGAGUCGGAAGAGGAGGACGAUGAUGCUGUAACAGAUGCAACGGAAGACGACGGCGUCUUGAAUCCCGAGUUCGAGUUUGAUGUUGGCGGUAUCGCGAACCAUGGUGUCACUGAAGGCUUCGAUGGCUGGGGUAUUGAUGACAACGAGAAGAAGCGCUCCGGCGACAAGAAGGCCGUCGAUAUUGACGAUAUCAUUGAACGAAGGCAGGCCAAGAAAGAUGAGGCUGCUGCUAAGAAGCAGAAGAAGAAAACUGCCGAGAAGGAAGAGAGCGCCAGCGCAUCUGAAGAUGAGGCUGCAUCGGGUGACGAAAUGCCUGUUGAAUUCGAAGACGAUGAGCUCAUGGCUGAUGACGCCUUCGGUAUGGGCGCUGACGGCGAGGAGGAGAGUGAAGCUGAGGGCCCCGAGCCUGGCUCUGGGGAUGAAGAAGAAGAGGACGAUGAGGACAAGGAUGACAAUGAGGAUUCUGAUGACGAUGCUGCAUCUGACAACGAUUCUGUCGCCACACCCGUUGGUCACCCCGACGAUAUGGGCUCAGACCGGGAGUCCGAUGUAGAGAGCGAGGUGGACGAGGAGGAAGCCGAGAAGCGUAAAGCGUUCUUUGCCCCCGAAGAAAAGGUCGACACCAAGGCCAACAUGGCCAAGAUGACUUUCCAAGAAUUCAAUCUUUCCCGGCCCAUCCUUCGUGGUCUCGCCGCUGUUGGAUUCACAGACCCGACUCCUAUCCAGCGCAAGGCGAUCCCCGUUGCUCUGCUGGGCAAAGACAUUGUCGGUAGUGCCGUGACUGGUUCAGGAAAGACCGCCGCCUUCAUUGUCCCUAUUCUCGAGCGUCUUCUCUUCCGUCCCCGGAAGGUCCCCACAAGUCGCGUUGUGGUCCUGAUGCCCACUCAUGUCACAUUCUGUCAAUUGGUUGGUGGUUUCAGUCUUCGCGAGCAGGAGAAUGUACUCAAGAAGCGCCCCGAUGUUAUCAUUGCCACUCCUGGUCGCUUCAUUGAUCAUAUGCGCAACUCGCCCAGUUUCACAGUCGAUACUCUGGAGAUUCUGGUUCUUGAUGAGGCCGAUCGUAUGCUUGAGGACGGUUUCGCCGAUGAGUUGAACGAGAUUCUCACCACGAUUCCCAAAUCUCGCCAAACUAUGCUGUUCUCUGCGACUAUGACAGACUCAAUUGACAAGCUUAUUCGUGUCGGUAUGAACCGUCCAAUGCGCUUGAUGGUUGAUGCCAAGAAGAACACUGUAUCCACUCUUAUUCAAGAGUUCGUGCGUCUCCGCCCCGGACGGGAGGACAAGCGUCUCGGUUACCUUCUGCACCUGUGCAAAGAAGCCUACACAAAGCGCGUUAUUAUCUUCUUCCGACAGAAAAAGGAAGCUCACCGCGUUCGCAUCAUUUUCGGCCUACUGGGGUUGAAGGCAGCAGAGCUACACGGUAGUCUGAGCCAAGAACAGCGUAUCAAAUCCGUCGAAAACUUCCGAGAUGGCAAAGUUGCCUUCCUUCUCGCCACCGACGUUGCGUCUCGUGGUCUGGAUAUCAAGGGUGUCGAGACCGUCAUUAACUACGAGGCUCCCCAGAGUCACGAGAUCUACCUGCAUCGUGUUGGACGUACAGCCCGUGCCGGCCGCUCCGGUCGUGCUUGCACGAUUGCUGCUGAGCCCGACCGCAAGAUCGUCAAGCUUGCUGUCCGCGCAGGUAAAGCCCAAGGCGCCAAGAUCGUCAGUCGUGUGGUCGAGCAAGCCGUUGCAGACAGCUGGGCACAAAAGGCCGAAGACAUGGCUGAUGAGGUCGCUGAGGUCUUGCAAGAGGAGAAGACCGAGAAACAGUUCUCUCAAGCCGAGAUGCAAUUCACCAAGGGCGAGAAUCUUAUGAAGCACGGCAACGAGAUCAUGUCACGGCCGAAGCGGACGUGGUUCGAGACCGAGAAGGACAAGAAGGUUGCUCGCAAGCUGGGCGCCGUUGAGUUGAACGGUCCCAAUACCAAGAAGAGCAACGUCAAACUUAGCAACAAGGACAAGAAGCGUCUUGAUGAUGCACAGAUGAGACACGACGGUAAUAUCGGAUGGAAGAAGGGUAAGGGUGAUGCGGAAUCAGCCAAGAACCCCAAGAAGGGUAAGGUCGCUGAUACUACUUCCACCCACAAAAGAGCCCCGACUUUAUCGUACACCAAGCAGCUUGAGGCGCGUGUUGCGCAGUUGGAGGAUGCUUUAUCGAAGUGCCGUGAGGGGGAAGAGGUACGGAAGACAAGAUCGCCAUCGUCGGCUGAGUCUAGCUCGAGUGGGCCGAAGAUAAAGACCGAUCCUGAUACUGAAGACCUCACCCGGGCGUUUGAUGGUCUCAAUGUGGAAAAUGACGGUCGAGUCUCAUUUCACGGGCCGACCAGUUUGUUCCAGUUGCCUGGUGGGGUUGUGAGUGAAACGGCGUCGACUUCGUAUUAUGCGCAGGAAUUGGAGGGUCGCAAAGAGCGACUCAUCAAUAACGCAUGGCGGGAAAGGGCGUUCGAGCAAAUGGCUGCCAUGCCGGAGCCUUUCCAGUAUCUUCUUGACUCGCACUGGUGCUGGAUUCAGCCGCUGUGGAAUUUCGUCUACCGUCCUUCAUUUACACGUGACAUGAAAAUCAAUGGGGCUUAUUACUCGGACGUCUUGUUAAACGCCAUUCUUUCUCACUCGGUACGCUGGUGCAAAGCGGAACCUCAGGUUGGUCCGCUUCUGGACUCCUAUGACGGCGGUGCACAAUUCUCCCAUCGCGCAUUGACUGGGGUAUUCGACUCGCUCAAAGUUGGUUAUGCAGGCAUCCCUACCAUUCAGACAUUACUCCUUCUUAGUGCCCAGGAAUGCGGCCGUGGAAAUCGGACGCAAGCUUGGCUUUAUAGUGGCAUGGCCUUCCGGUUGCUGGACGACUUGGGCAUAUCCAUCGACAGCCGGAAAUAUUCAGGAUCUGCCCAUCUUAGUGAUGAAGAUAUUGAAAUACGCAAUCGUCUAUUUUGGAGUUGUUAUUUCUGGGAUAAGGUGGUUUCAUUGUACUUCGGCCGGGCGCCGACGAUGCAGCACUCUCGCGUUAGUCCGCCACGCAUGAUUCUUGAUGACACCGCUGAGAUCGAAAUAUGGACACCUCAUGGGGUGAGCUUUACCGACGGUGCUCACUAUCCACCCACACAGGCCCAUUCGACGUCAUGUUUCAUGAAAAUUUGCGGCCUAGCGGAAAUCUUGAACCAGAUUCUGAUCCACAUAUACGACCCAAUCCGCCGAAGUACGGACUCGGAGUUCUUUGACUGCGUUCAGGAACAGGCCAAGAAUCUGGCCGACUGGUGGAAUGAGCUACCGGACUAUUUGAAAUUGGCGGCGGUAGACCUUCCUCCAUAUUCACCACCGAGCCAUAUCGUGAUUUUGAACUGUUUAUAUCAUACUAUCAACAUCCUUCUUCAUCGACCAAUUCUCUGCUCUCGAGAGCUGCUCAAAGCCCGCCCCGAGGCACAAGACUCGAACCAUCUUGUACAGUGCAUGGCAUCGGCAACAUCGAUCCUAUCUCUCUUUGAUCUAUAUCGCCGUACAUUUGGCGAUAGCCACGUCGUCCUCUCUCUCGCAUACAGCAUAUAUACAGCGGCAUCGAUUUUUCUACUUGAGAUCCAAGCCCUGAAGUACGCGGCACCAGGAACACUAGCAAAACUCAAGUUCUGCAUUUUCGCCCUUGAGAGAGUCAAAGCCGCCAACCCCGUUAUCACUACAGCACUCAGUCUCAUAUCUCUGGAGCUCCAAAGACUCCAAAUCAACAUCCAUGGACCUAUGCCAGCUCCCAUUCCUCGGACUGAACAGGAGCACCCCCAACAUCAGCAAUCGCCCCCUCGAUGCCAUCCAAAUAUCCACCGCCCUCAACACAGCCAGUCCCCGUCAAUAGGCAGCAACCAAUCCCGCCACGUCUCUCCAGGCCAGCAUCACCACCAAUCACAAGCAUCGAUAGCAACGCAAGCCCAAACCACCGGCCCUGAAAACCAGCCCAUGAUAGGAACCUACAACACCUUCCAGCAUCCAGGAACAGGGUUUAACGUCCCACACUCGGGCGACAUGCCCCAGCUGCCACCCACUUACUUUCUAGGCGGGAUGUCAAACGCCGUUAUGACGAUGGACGACCCCGGGUCUUACGAAAUUGCACCUGAGGUAUAUGAGGCAUUCUCGUAUGCGCAGCCGAUCACAACGAACAUGACACCCAUGACGCCUGUCUUUGAGCAGGGCUGGGGUGGUCCUCCUCAAUGA